This is a messenger RNA of Botrytis cinerea B05.10, 1474 nucleotides long. RefSeq lists its product as hypothetical. The record is from RefSeq and is a predicted model, not a curated record. NCBI's taxonomy places the organism in Eukaryota, Fungi, Ascomycota, Leotiomycetes, Helotiales, Sclerotiniaceae. The coding region runs from base 397 to 1170 and encodes 257 amino acids. The transcript has a single exon.
GAUGAUGGCUUGUUUACGAAGUCCGCGGUACCUGCCAAGAGGACUGGGAUUGCAAGGAUAUAUGUUGGAAACUCAUGAAUAUUGCCCGAGUGGGCGAAGUUCAGAAUCUCGUGUUCCUAUCCCGAAGUACUUUUAAUAGUUUCCCGCCUUAAUCCUACCUUAUCCUAGAUGAGUAUCUGAUUUUCGUGCAUUUUACUACAUUUACUUCACUCAAUCCUCUUUCAUUCUUAAUCCCACCAUCCGCCUCAGCUUCUUAAACAACAGACAUUCGUUUUUCCGUUACAUCUUAAUUGUUCAUACAAAUCUUGUCCUUCGUUCGUGACAAUCUAAUCAACACUCGCUCAACUACUAUUACCAAUUUUUAAUUCUCCCAAAACAAAACACAAUACCUUUACAAUGGCUCGUUACGCUCUCGCUUUCACUGCGCUCUUCGCAAUUGCUCAAGCUAUCAACAUCACCUCCCCAUCCACCAACGGAGAAUGGGAUCUCAGCGAUGGUGCUCAAACUAUCACCUGGACUUCAGUCUCUACUGAUCCCCAAACCGUCGAUAUCUACCUCGUCCACAUGGCAUCGAACCCACCUCUCAGUGAUGUUCUCUUCACCAACGUUGACAUCAGCAAGGGAUCCGAGAGUGUUUCCGGUCUCCAAUUGCCAACCGGUGGCAACUACCAGAUCAACUUCGUCAGCCCAGGAAAGGCGGAGCAAAUUUUGGCUCAAUCCCAACAAUUCACCGUCAAUGGAGUAGCCUCCAGCGCAAGCAGCACUCUUGCAGGUUACACUGGUGCGUCCUCUACUUCCUCUUCAGCUUCUUCUACCUCUUCAUCAUCAUCCUCCUCCUCCUCCUCCUCGAGUGCAAGCUCGAGCAGUUCGAGUUCUCUUGCCUCCACCACUGGAACCAGCUCUCUAACCUCGAGCUCAGGAUCCGCUUCUUCCACCACCUCUACCGCUACUUCCACCUUCACCUCUACCGGUUCAUCCACCACCGUUACCGGUACCACCACCUCCACUGGAACUGGCUUGGUUACCUCUGCUUCCGCUGCUAGCCAAACCUCCUCCGGCUCUUCCUCCUCCAGCUCCAGCUCCAGCGCCAGUGCAUCUGGUAACGGAGCUGCCGCCACCGGUAUCCCAAUGGUCGGUCUUUUGGCUGGUGCCGCUGCUCUUUUCUUGUAAGAGAUUUUGGUCAAUUGAGGGAUGAGUGGAGAAGGAUGAUUACAGAGUCGAUGGUGUAAUGAUGGAUAUCGCAGGAUAGGGGUUGGAGGGUUACUUUUGGAAUUUGUAUUUUGGUUUUGAGUAUUUUGGUCACAUUUACUUCGAGAAUAUCUUGUCAAAAAAGUGAAUGCGUCGUUGAGAUUUUAUUCUGUACGAUAAGACGUAUAUGAACGAGAACAGCUAUAGAUUACUUUUCACGAAUAUAUUCGUGUAAUGGAUUGGGAGAAUAUUAAUAUUUGGUAAACUUAUUCUAUCUAUCUUUCCA